AUGGACGGGAGCUUUCUCUGUCCGGCGAAAUACACAGAGCACAGAAGCUCCACCAGGAAGUACACCGCAAAGCCGUCAUCUUUAAAGCGGAAGAAGACGACGACGCCGGAGCUGCUCCACCCGCCGAGGGUUGUCCGGAUAUCGAUGACCGACCCGGACGCGACUGACUCCUCCAGCGACGAGGAAGGGGAGUUCUUCGGGAGGCAGAGAGUGAAGCGAUAUGUCAGCGAGAUCAACAUCGAGCCAGGGUUUAACGAGGUGAGAGCGGCGGCGGUUUCUUCGGAGAUUGGGAAGCCGGCGAGGGAAGUGCGGCCGGCGGCGGCUGCGGUUCAGUCCGGUGAGAGGAAGUUCAGAGGAGUGAGGAGGCGGCCGUGGGGUAAAUGGGCUGCCGAGAUUCGGGAUCCGGCGAAGAGGGUUCGGCUCUGGCUGGGAACCUACGAUACCGCGGAGGAGGCGGCGAUGGUCUAUGACAACGCCGCGAUUAAGCUCCGGGGACCCGACGCACAGACGAAUUUCGUCAAUCCGCGUGAGAAAGAUGAAGAAGUGGAGAUCAAUAGGCCGGAGGUUAAAGUCAGCUCGACUUCAGGGUACGACUCGGGCGACGAAUCGCACAACAACAACCUCGCAUCGCCCACCUCUGUUCUCCGAUUCAGAACCCAACAAUCCGCUUCAGAGUCCUCCGAGCCGUCGAUCGAGCCCGAAGAGCCGAUGUCUCUGCUUCUGGCUGAGCCGGUGGGGGAAGAAGAGGCGACGGCUGGACUCCAAUUUCUCCAGGAGUGCGAGGGCGAAAACAGCAGCAGCAAUUUGUACUCCCUCUCCGACGAGUACUUCCUCUCGCCGGAGCUCUCCUUUUUAGAAGACUGCUCUUCGUCCUCGUCGUCGUUCAUCGCCGACGAUUUCUUCAAUUUCACCGCCUGCUGCUCCUCCGCCACCGAUUCCUCGUUACCCACCGGCGAGAAUGCGUCGAUCGUCGCCAGCGGGACCGCGCUCUUAAAACAGAGCUUCUCCGGCGGUGGGUUCUGCGUCGACGACGACAUUUUCCUGCCGGAUGUUCCCAACGACAUGAUUGUUGGAUCCGCCGCGGCUUCAGUUUUCCAGGAAAACAAUGACGACGACUACUUCCAAGACAUUGGCGACUUAUUCUUCUCGGAACCUCUUGUGGCACUCUAA
This is a messenger RNA of Linum tenue, 1170 nucleotides long. The record is from the annotation of a GenBank genome assembly. Lineage: Eukaryota; Viridiplantae; Streptophyta; Magnoliopsida; Malpighiales; Linaceae.